AUGGACCACCGUACUUCUUGCCAGGAUGUGAUGCGAUGUGCCCUGUGUAAGACCGCUGUGGUACAGACGUACUGUGAAACAUGCCAUGUCAACUUAUGCAAGCCUUGUGUCGGCGAACACAUUUCUACCCAUCCCCCCAAACCCCACAAAAUUGUUGACUCCAUGGAAGUACAAACUACUUUUAUUUAUCCUAAAUGUACAUCCCAUGAUGAAGAAAUUUGUGAAAUACACUGUAAUCAUUGUGACAUUCCUGUGUGCAGUAGCUGUCUUGUUACAGAUAAACAUUUAGGACAUAAAUAUGUAAAAAUCUUGCAAUUCCGAGAAGAAAAAGUGAAUCAAAUCAUCAAGGACAAAAUUGAACCCAACGAGAAAAUUUAUCCAAUACAUGAGGCCAUUGCCUCUGAUGUGCAAAACAGAAUGAAUUCUUCGGACAUAUCAACCCUGCUUAGUGUGCCUUCAGUAGAUCAAUGUAGAAAACUUCCAAGCAAAAUCAUAGUCUCCAAGCCCAAAUUUUCUGCGAAAAAAUUACUGGUAGACCAAUUCUGUAGUCUGACACUCGUUCCAUUAAAAUCAGAUGAUGAAGGCUACUUGUCAGAGACAACAGAAAGAUCACCAAAAACCGAAUCCCCUCAUCUACUUAAUAAAGAGUUUCUAGAUGAACCACAGACUGUCACAACCAUAGACACUGGGUACAGAUAUCUUUACAAUGUGGCCUGUCUAAGUGAUGAAGAAAUCUGGACAAGUGGAUGUGACACCACCAUGAAACUCUACAGCAUCAAUCAGGGAUCACUACUCAAGUCAAUCACAACCAAGUCAGGAAAUGUGCCGUAUGACAUAGCAGUGACAAAAAGUGGAGAUCUAGUUUACACUGAUUAUGAUGAUAGAACGACCAGGAUGGACAGUUCCUCCAUUACAUACAAUGUGGAAUGA
Molecule: messenger RNA, 930 nt
Organism: Saccostrea cuccullata (small rock oyster)
Lineage: Eukaryota; Metazoa; Mollusca; Bivalvia; Ostreida; Ostreidae
Exons: 3
Coding region: 1-930 (309 amino acids)
Molecular function (GO): zinc ion binding
Source: RefSeq, a predicted model, not a curated record